AUGGUCAACCUAGAAACAACAAUUUUUAUUAUCCCUGGCUUAUGGGAACGAGAACUGAAUCCAGAUCUUCCAGACGACUAUUUCAAACCACCGACAGAUACAAAGGCGGAUAAUAUCUAUGUGUCCAAGGGGGUACUCAUAGGUAUUGGCGGCACAGCAUAUAUCGAACGCCCUCCCUCUGGAGAAGUGAUUAAAACGCCAAUACCAGACCCGGAUCCUCGUUCCUUUCGGGAACAUUGUGGGAACAUGCGCCUUGAAGCUCAGGUCUAUGAGAUGCUUGGUGACCAGCCAUGUAUACCGAAACUAUUAAGCUGGGACCCUAAGACGUGUUGCAUCAGGAUGGAGUACAUGCCUCGGGGCAACCUGAAGGAAUAUAUGCACCAAAACCAGGGGAAGAUAUCUGAUGCGCUUCGUCUUCGAUGGGGUAAACAGGCCGCAGAAGGAGUAGAUCUCCUUCAUUCCCACGAUAUACUCCACUGCGAUAUUUCUCCUAGGAAUUUCCUACUGGAUGAUAACUUGGACCUAAAAAUAUCGGAUUUCGGCGGCGUAUCUGUCUCUGGUGCGGAGCCAACUGCUGCUGCUGGAACGAGAUUUAGAUGGCCAGUCAUGGACUGGGGUAUUCCUCCCACCGUUGAGGACGAUAUCUUCAGCCUUGGGUCUUUGAUUUACUUUAUUAUGACCGGAGUGUAUCCUUAUAAGGAUACACCUAGUGACGAGGUUGAAAAGUUAUACAUGAGCAAACAAUUCCCUGAUCGACAAAUAACGGCCAAAGCAGCAUUCGCCUCCUUGGAAUAUCUUGGAUGCCAGCAUAAUUCUGGAAAUACAACAAGUUUAUGA
Molecule: messenger RNA, 837 nt
Organism: Microsporum canis CBS 113480
Lineage: Eukaryota; Fungi; Ascomycota; Eurotiomycetes; Onygenales; Arthrodermataceae
Exons: 2
Coding region: 1-837 (278 amino acids)
Biological process (GO): protein phosphorylation
Molecular function (GO): protein kinase activity; ATP binding
Source: RefSeq, a predicted model, not a curated record